Messenger RNA from Glycine soja, 1494 nucleotides. RefSeq names its product CDP-diacylglycerol--glycerol-3-phosphate 3-phosphatidyltransferase 2-like. The transcript has 7 exons. Gene Ontology annotation, biological process: glycerophospholipid biosynthetic process. Gene Ontology annotation, molecular function: CDP-diacylglycerol-glycerol-3-phosphate 3-phosphatidyltransferase activity. Bases 87 to 962 code for a protein of 291 amino acids. NCBI's taxonomy places the organism in Eukaryota, Viridiplantae, Streptophyta, Magnoliopsida, Fabales, Fabaceae. The record is from RefSeq and is a predicted model, not a curated record. Gene Ontology annotation, cellular component: chloroplast envelope; membrane.
UUAACUUAGAACAAUUCACAUUAAUUAAGCAAACAGUAGCUAGAAGCCUCUGCCGAAUUUGCUCUAGACAAGUUUGGUGAUUGACGAUGUCGGGCUUGAAGCUUGGCACGACUGCUUCCAUCUACGUUCGAACAGCGAAAACCAAAAGCAAACCCCUCUUAUCAUGGAGAAGCCCACCCCAACACCCCCGCAGCCGCAGGUACAUGCUUUCCCCUUCCAAAAAUCAAAUCCUAGGGUUCACACCUAGAAACAAAUUCCCAUGCUAUUCUUUGGGAAGGGCUGGUCUUGUCACAGAUUUUGGUUCGUCAGUGCCCCAACCUCAACCUCAGCCUAAGCCAGAGCCAGAACCAGAACCUGAACCUUCCAAAUUGCUUACGUUGCCAACAAUUUUGACUCUAGGCCGUGUCGCCGCUGUCCCACUUCUUGUUGCUACUUUCUACAUGGACGGUUGGCGUGGAACUGCUGCUACUACCAGCAUUUUCGUCGCUGCAUCAAUCACUGAUUGGCUUGAUGGCUAUCUUGCUCGCAAGAUGAAGUUAAAAUCUUCAUUCGGUGCAUUCUUAGAUCCAGUUGCUGACAAGCUUAUGGUUGCUGCUACACUGGUCUUAUUAUGUACUAGACCUUUGGAUGGUGGUGUGUUUGGACAAGCACCGUGGCUACUCACUAUACCUGCAAUUGCCAUAAUUGGUAGAGAGAUAACCAUGUCUGCAGUCAGGGAGUGGGCUGCUUCCCAGGAUAGCAAGCUUUUAGAGGCUGUUGCUGUAAAUAACUUGGGGAAGUGGAAAACAGCCACACAGAUGACAGCAUUAACCAUCCUUCUUGCGACCCGGGACUGGAGCCAUGGAGGAGGAGCUGCCAUUGUAGUAGGCUCUGGUGUUGCUUUGCUUUAUACUUCAGCAGGGCUUGCCUUAUGGUCGUUGGUUGUAUAUAUGAAGAAAAUAUGGAGGGUGUUGUUGAGGUAGCUUGCGAACAUUUACCAAUGUCACGAAAGGGGGCUGCAAUUUUAGUGGCAUGCAAAUGUUUUUUUUUUUCCUGCGCAAUCUCUAACCCCAUGCAGUGUCAUUUCUCCUACUCGUGUAUUUUCUGCGCAUUUUUUUGGUCCUCUAAAAAAGAUAAGGGCCACUAGCCAUGCUUAAGCGUUACAGCAGUGAUUGUGUUGGGAAAACGUUGUGUUGUAAGUUGUAACCCACGUUUUCCCCAAAUCCAUGAAGGCACUUGCUUCUCCGUUUGAUGCUUUGGAAAGUGUGAACACACGCAUUUUGUUUUAGGCCCUAACUCAAUUUAGAGUCAUUGAAAGUUUGAGAAUUGCGACCAGAGAAAAUUCACAACAGGUCAGGAAUUAUUGUAUAAUGGUUGAUUUGUUCUGAUAUAGAUCAACGAUGCAUAAACACAACAGUCGAAUUUCAAAAUUAACGCACGGUUAAUUUGCUUUGAUUUUCAUGUGCUCUUACAUCUACGUUGUGAGCAUACAAUAAGGCCAUUGUCAUUUGCACA